Paramisgurnus dabryanus is the source of this 3578-nucleotide messenger RNA. It is a transcript of the gene kcnq2a, whose product is annotated as potassium voltage-gated channel, KQT-like subfamily, member 2a. NCBI's taxonomy places the organism in Eukaryota, Metazoa, Chordata, Actinopteri, Cypriniformes, Cobitidae. The record is from RefSeq and is a predicted model, not a curated record. Gene Ontology annotation, cellular component: voltage-gated potassium channel complex; membrane. Gene Ontology annotation, molecular function: voltage-gated potassium channel activity. Gene Ontology annotation, biological process: potassium ion transmembrane transport.
AUUGGCUUUUAGUAGGAAAGCACCGCACUACAGAACACACCCCGGUUCAGCAAUGUCUGCCCACUUUAUAUCGUUUGGACCUCUUAAACUGUAAGGAUGGUGAAAAAACCGGCCAACGGUGAAGUUUAUCAACCCCCCGCGGGGGAGAAGAAACUGAAAGUCGGUUUUGUCGGACUGGACCCCGGGGCUGCGGAGACAAGCCGAGACGGGGCGCUUCUCAUCGCCGGUUCCGAGGGCACGAAACGAGGCAGCAUCCUCAGCAGACAGAGGUCCGGCAUCUCCAGAGGAAGAAUAGCUCACAAACGAAACGCGCGCUAUCGCAGACUGCAAAAUUUCCUGUAUAAUGCGCUGGAGAGACCUCGCGGCUGGGCGUUCGUCUAUCACGCUUAUGUGUUUCUGUUGGUGUUUUCCUGCCUCGUUCUGUCUGUGUUUGCGACGAUUAAAGAAUUCAAGAAAAGUUCAGAGAGUGCCUUGUACAUCCUGGAAAUAGUGACAAUCGUGGUGUUUGGUGUGGAGUAUAUUGUGCGUAUUUGGGCGGCUGGAUGUUGCUGUCGAUACAGAGGAUGGAGAGGAAGACUGAGAUUUGCGCGCAAACCCUUCAGCAUCAUCGACAUCAUGGUCCUGUUUGCCUCUGUGUCUGUGCUGGCCGCUGGCUCACAGGGAAACGUUUUUGCUACCUCAGCGAUUCGGAGUUUAAGGUUUCUUCAAAUCCUUCGGAUGUUGCGGAUGGACCGCCGUGCUGGCACAUGGAAGCUGCUGGGAUCUGUGGUCUAUGCGCACAGCAAGGAACUCAUUACAGCCUGGUAUAUUGGGUUCCUGUGUCUCAUCCUAGCAUCUUUCUUGGUGUACUCAGUGGAGAAAGAUGACAAUGCAGGGAUGUUCGAGACCUAUGCGGAUGCCCUCUGGUGGGGGCUGGUGACUCUGACAACGAUUGGCUACGGGGACAAGUAUCCUAUCACGUGGAAUGGACGCCUGAUUGCUGCCACUUUCAGUUUGAUUGGAGUGGCCUUUUUUGCCCUUCCUGCGGGUAUCCUGGGCUCGGGUUUUGCUCUAAAGGUUCAAGAGCAGCACAGGCAGAAGCAUUUUGAGAAGCGUCGUAACCCGGCUGCAGGUCUUAUUCAGGCUGCCUGGAGAUUUUACGCCACAAAUCUUACAAGAACAGACCUGAUGGCCACAUGGGAUUUUUAUGAGCAGACUGUAUCUGUCCCAAUGUACAGACUUAUCCCUCCUGUCAAUCAACUGGACAUUUUAAGAAGCCUGAAGGGAAGAUCUGCUUUCAGGAGGAACUCCCAAGUGGAAUCCGCUCCAAGUAGUGAGGUUUCACACAAAGACACCCUCUGUGGGUGCUGCCCGAGAAGCCAUAGUCGUAAGACCAGUUUAAAAGACAAAGGCUGCCCCAGCCCCUCCAAGACACCUGGGGUAAAGGACUUAAAGACCCCGAAGGCAGAAGACGGUGUCAAGAUGAGUCCAAGCAAAGUCACCAAGAGCUGGAGCUUCACAGACCGGAACCAACGAAAAUCAUCUUUGAAAGUCAAGGAUGGAGUUGGCAGGCCCACCUCUGAAGCGAUUGAGGGCUUAAUCAAGGCAAGUCUUCCAGAGGAGUUUGGGGAUGAGAGAGGUUACAACUGUGAGUUUGUGCCAGACCUUUCUCCUGGACUUAAAGUCACCAUCAGAGCAAUCUGUAUUAUGAAGUUCCUGGUGUCUAAGAGGAGAUUUAAAGAGAGCCUCAGGCCCUAUGAUGUGAUGGAUGUGAUUGAACAGUAUUCAGCAGGACACCUGGACAUGCUGUCUCGCAUCAAAAACCUUCAGUCCAGAGUGGAUCAGAUUGUGGGAAAAGGAGGUGCGGCGGGAGAGAAGGAGAAGCCCAAAGGAGAUGCGGACGUGGCUGAAGACCCCAGCAUGAUGGGACGUCUGAACAAGAUGGAAAAACAGGUGGGGGCGAUGGACCUCAAACUCAACUUUUUAGUCAGUGUGUACACCACACACAUGGGCAUCCCACGUUCUGAGACCGAAGCACUUUUGGGAUUUAAAAUCGCUUAUCCUGCGCCUCCCUACCACAGCCCGGAUGACAAGAGUGACAAAGCUCAGAACGAGAAUGAGGAGGAGAACAAAAAUAAAAGCGCGUCCCCUGUCAAUCCAGGCCCUAACGGGACCCCCACCGAAUGCCAGUGUCGGCCCUCUACCUCAUGGCAUCAACAAGAAGAACAUCCUCUCAGCGUACCUCUCUGGAACAACAGUCGAGGAGUGUCACCGAUAGGCACUGAUGACCCCUCGCUGUACCGCAUCCCACCUCCACCUUUUCACGAGAACGGGGACAACAGCCGGUCCCGUCGGCUCAGGAGACAGAGGCAGCAGGCGGCCGCCGAGAGCGACACAUCCCUCUCUAUACCCUCAGUGGACCAUGAGGAAUUAGAGCGCUCAUUUAGCGGUUUCAGCAUUUCUCAGGCCAGGGAAGAGGAUUACGUCCCUCCCGUUGCUUUGGGGAUGUUUGGGGGUGGUGGAGGGGGAGCGCUCUGCACUCGGCUCAGGCCUUUCCUGGCUGAAGGGGAGUCGGAUACAGACUCUGAUCUGUAUACACCUGGAGCCCCAUCACCGUUGUCUUUUACAGGGGAUGGGCCCUUUGGUGACAGGGUAUGGCCGGGAAUGAAGUAGAUUUUAAUGUGUGGGACUAAUAUCCUGGAUGUAGCGAAUUAAUACAGCUGUAUGAAUGCAGCCAUUUAAACCCAUUGGAGGUUUGCUACAGUCUGUAAAUGAAUCAUUUUCCAUUUGAACAUGGAUAAUGUAAAUCCCAUCUCGGGUGUGACUACUGAUUCAUUGAUUCAGUCGCAGCUUGUGGCUCCAUAAAAGAGCCUUCGGAGAACAUAAAAGUCAGAAGAUGUGUGCACUCACAAACAGGAAAAGAUUGCGUGCAUUUAGUCAAUGGCAUGGAUCUUUACUGAAAUCAAAUGAGGCACCUCUUCGUUUUAGUUUAUGUAGUCAUCACAGCUAAUGCAAUAUUAAAACGCACUUUAACUUUAUCAACGGUAAUUUUGCUUCAUUAGAUUUUUAUUUGGUUUUCAUUUUCUGUUACUAAAAUGUGUUAUGAGACUGUUAUGAAAAUGAGUAGUUAACCAGGGCAUGUGUUCAAAGUAAGCAUUUAACAAAAACUAAGUGAAAAGGCUUUUAGAGGAAAUUUAUUUAGCCAAAGAAAAAGAAGACAGAAAGCUGUGCAUGCCUUAAAGGUACAGCUGUCCUCUUAUAUUUCCUAUCUAUAGGAAUGUAAAAGGAAUUCAGUGUUUUAUACCCUAGCACUACUUUAAGAAAAACUGACCUUCAUUAUGUCCAAAGGAAAAAUAUCCAUGCUGUUGUAUGCAUUUAUUUUCUUGAAUUGGUAUCUUGUACUAUGAUAUAUUUUAUGCUUUAGUAAAGGAAGACACUGAAUAAUAAUUAGACCUAAAAUACAUUAACUGCAUGGCAUGUUUAUGGAUAAUACCUUGUGGAUGACAGCCCAAUAUAAGAUGACAUCCCAAUGAGAAAGAAAAGGUGUCGAAUGUCCGUUUAAAUGCAUUCAGAUUGUGUAAAAGAGGAAUCUUUUGUUC